Molecule: messenger RNA, 1413 nt
Organism: Microdochium trichocladiopsis
Lineage: Eukaryota; Fungi; Ascomycota; Sordariomycetes; Xylariales; Microdochiaceae
Exons: 2
Coding region: 1-1413 (470 amino acids)
Biological process (GO): mitotic spindle organization
Cellular component (GO): cytoplasm; protein phosphatase type 2A complex; nucleus
Molecular function (GO): protein tyrosine phosphatase activator activity; peptidyl-prolyl cis-trans isomerase activity
Source: RefSeq, a predicted model, not a curated record
AUGGCGGCUCAGGCAAACCCCGCGAGCGCGGGUGCCCCGCCUCCCAAGCUUGAAGUAUGGGAGCUGUCACAGCCACACACCUUCGUGACGCCAAGGAAAUGCAUCAAUGAGGGCUCAGACGUGGCUCGCUUUCUGGUGUCAAAGGCCUAUCGCGACAUCGGCCUGUUUCUGAUGCAACUCAAUCGCGCCAUGUGUCCACGCAAAUCAACAGGACCUGACGGCAAAGACAAAUUCACGACUUUCCAGAUUGGAUCAGACUAUGAAAAAGACCCAGCACAGUCGGUGCGCCGCCUUCAGGCCAUGCUGGAAAAGAUAAACUCGUUCAUCGACCAAGCUCCUCCAGAUCAGGGACCUCGCCGCUUCGGCAAUGUCAGCUUCCGCAAAUGGUAUGGCCUUCUCGAAGAGCAUCAUGCAGAACUAUUGCGCGGAAUACUCCCCGAACAGCUGCAAGCGUACGGUACAUCCGACUCUGGUUCUCAACCUCCCGCAGUUGCUGAGUUGUCGGCAUACCUUCUCGGUGGCUUCGGCAGCGCGCAGCGUCUUGACUACGGGACUGGCCAUGAGCUGAGCUUCUUUGCGUUCCUGGGUGGUCUUUGGAAGCUUGGCUAUUUCGAGGACGGCAGGCAGAACGGCGACAUCGAGCGCAAUAUCGUCCUUGGUGUGAUAGAGCCAUAUCUCAGAGUAGUGCGGCGACUAGUCCUUACCUACACUCUCGAGCCGGCAGGCUCCCACGGCGUCUGGGGCCUCGACGACCACUCAUUCAUCCCAUACAUAUUCGGCUCAGCACAGUUGACUCGAGCCAUCGCCGAAGAUGAGCCCAUGCCGCUCGAGGGAUCACUCGUCCGAGCCACCAAGCCAAGCUUCAUUGUCAAGCCCGAGUAUGUGGAAGAGGAGAGAAAACGAAACAUGUACUUCUCAGCAGUCGGCUUCAUCAACGACGUCAAGAAGGGGCCCUUUUGGGAGCACAGCCCAAUCCUGUUCGACGUGUCCGGCAUCAAAGAUGGAUGGGGCAAGAUCAACAAGGGGAUGGUCAAAAUGUUCAACGCUGAGGUUCUGUCCAAGUUCCCUGUGGUUCAGCAUUUCCCUUUUGGAUCGCUAUUCUCAUGGGACAUAGACCCCAGCGCGCCGCCUCCUCAGCAAUCUAUGCAUAUGGCGAACCAGCCUUCCACUCAAGGCUCCAUGAUGCCGCCCUCGCCUAUGGUGGGCGGCGCUGGUAUGGCAGCACCAUGGGCAGACGGUGGCAGCACGAGCAUGCCUCCGCCGCCGCCGCCCGGAGCAAGGGUUGCCUGGGGCCCUUCGCAUCCCGCCGCCCGGCCUCCACCACCAUCAAAUGCCGGACAGGUAGAUCGUGGCGGUAUGCCUUCGUCAAAGAAUGCCCCGUGGAUGCGGUCCAGUGACCGACCCAGUGGUUGA